Molecule: messenger RNA, 720 nt
Organism: Miscanthus lutarioriparius
Lineage: Eukaryota; Viridiplantae; Streptophyta; Magnoliopsida; Poales; Poaceae
Source: the annotation of a GenBank genome assembly
AUGGCGGCCGGGUGCAACUGCAAGGCGGCCAUCGGGUGCGUGGACUCGCGCGCGCCGGUGCGGGCCAGCUACGUGAGCCUGUACAAGUGGCCCGAGUCCGACGCCGAGUUCGUCAAGUCGGUGGCCAUGGCGCGGCGCCAGGGAGGAGGAGGAGGAGGGCAGGAGAGCCCCGCCAGCGGCGGCGGCGCUAGCGCGUCAGCGUACCACUACUACUACAACGGCAGCGGCAGCAUGCGGAACAGCGGCGAGCUGCUGGCGCCGGCGGAGUACUGCAGCCCCCGGGUGGUGGACAGCUACUCGUGCCGGCAGAUGUACCUCCGCAGCUACACCUUCUCCAAGAGGAAGGAGACGGUGCCGGAGCGCACCAUGGCGUGCCUCGGCCGCGUCAGGGAGCGCGGCGCCGCCGUGUUCCCGCUGUUCCUCCCGCAGCGGAACGGAGGGUCGUCCACGGACGCCGGCUCGGUCAGGGAGCGCGGCGAGAGCAGAGUCGUCAGGGAGGACGACGACGUGCUGGGGCUCCGUGGCAGCAGCAACCAGCAGCAGCAGGGGAGGAAGCAGAGCAGGCGGCGGCGGAGGAGGAGGAAGAAGAAGGGGUGCGCCGUGGUGCGGAGGCUGCAUGAGGCCUCCUGCGGCGCCAUGCGCGCCAUCUUCCGCCGCCUCCUCGCUUGCACCACCAGCGUCGACGUCGCCGACGACACCGGUGCGCCGCCGCAGCCGUGA